UGAGACGCUGUUCAAAGCGCGCUGCCAGCAGACUGCUUGCACGAGUGCCGUGCGUGCUGCGGAGUGUGCAUGGUCCCCCCACGGUAAUGCAACAGUUGUCAUUCAUCAAGAUUAAGCCUUUCGCUGGCUUCUGGACCGUUUUGUGUUGUGCACACCUUUGCGAUCGGCGAGAGCACCGAACGCGCAGCCUAAGUGCCCGGCAACGAACCAACUGUGGAGCAUGGACGCUUUCUGCGGUUCACGUUUUAACGCGAGCUGCCCACCGCGCGCCGGGGCUGUGUGGGGUUUCCGCAAUAAUUUCGUACGCCGCGCCUGAAGUUGUCGGCAGACGCAGCUCGUUGUCUUCGGCGUGGCGGAACUGACCUUCGACCAACCAGCAAAUCAUUAAUGCACGCCCAUCAGGCAAACUGCAGUUCCCUGGCUUUGCGGCAGGCGUGUAAAUGUCAAAGAGCCUUGGCUGGAGUGCUUAGUGUUGUUUCCGCCUUUAUUGCGGUUUGUUCGACUGGAAACGCGCGGAGUCGUUUCAGCAGCCGUAUUUCUGUGCUGUCCGAGACCACAAACAGGAAACUGUUGAGGGUGCAAUCUGAUUUUCGCCUGCCUGGUGUUCUUUUCUGGCUUCCUUUUUUUUUUUUUUUUUUCUGCGCUGCCGAUGCUGUCAGCGGGCCGCGAAGGUCUCGUGCCCGGGAUUCGGGCGGCUUUCGGACGCCGGUCGGCGCUGCCUGACAUUCAUCGAACAUUUAUUGUGCCUGCCGCUCAGGGAGAGCCGAUAAUCUUUUUUGAGGGUUUUCUUGUCCAUCCCCGAAUGUGGACGUGAAAGCUCGGAAGAGCUCCUGCACAGAUUCUGAAACCGCUGUCGCGCGCGAGUGACCGUUAAUCCCGCAGCCUGUGGAUCAGUGCUGCGAUCACGCUUGUCAGUGAACCUCUCGUGCAUACGUCGCCGCCUCAUUUUGUGUUGCACCUCUUUUUCAGAGGUGUCCUGGCGCGUGUUGCUCAUUCCGCGGCACUCGGAUACGCUCGGUCGCGCGCCCUUCGCCUGCGACGUUAGCGGCAUUCUUCUUUGUUUUUUGCUUUGUUUUCUUUUUAUUUCGCGCGACAUUGGGCGCGCGGUUAGGUGCCGGUUCGUGAGGCAUGCAAAUGCGCGACGGCCGCAUUCCGGGCCGGCUGAUCUCGGCGCGAGAUGGCACCAAAGGUGACCGCUAACCUGACGUCGCGACAUCAGCUCGUUUUCACGUGCCAGUUCCCCCUUUCACAAAUAUGUAUCGUUGAGGAAGCGCGCGCUGGAGCUGUGUGGUGGGGCGGCUGUCCUGCCGUGCACUGGGCUGACAACUGUAGUUACUACAGCAACUCGGGCUGAUAAAACGUGUGUGUCUGCCGCAGCGCGUGAUCUUUGACACGCCCAGCUCCUUUUCUUUCUUUACUAAUUCAAGUCAUCCGCUCGCGGCUUGUCUUCUCAAGUUCCGCCGGUGAUAACAGGGGCGCAUAACACUAUUCUGACUGAUAAAGUGUCAACGCCUAGGUGUAUCCUGCAAGGCACACCUGCGAGAAAACUUUAUUAUUCGUUUAGUUACGCCAUCGUAGGGCGACUGGUGUAAGGUGUGUGAUUGAAACUGGCGCUGUACCUUUACAACGUGCAGCUGUUACGUACGUCUGGCCUCGAGAGGCCUUACCCGUGUGCAACAAGCUCCUUAGGUUCUGGAGGAGUGCAGCAUGCUACUGCAUUUUUAGAAACGUUGUGUGAGGAGCUGGGAUUUGUAAACGUUUCAUUAAGAUCAUUUACUGUUGGGCCUGCAUGCUUUGUCUGUUAGAAUUGAGUGCAUGGAACAUCGCAUUGAUCCGAGAGGAGGUGGUAGCCUUCUAGGGCACAUGAACCCGCAGUAAAAAGAUUGAAAGGCCUUGCAUGUGCAAGGAAGUAUACAUUGAACAUCUUUUGUUUAACUGGCUCAUUUAUUGCAAGAAAUUCUGGCUGGAUUUGGCACGUAUUAUGAAUGACUCGUAAAAUAAGUAGUAGGCCCCUAAUGGCACCAUGUUGUGGCAGUUGGGGUUGAGUAUCCUGUAUGUUCUUAAUAUUGAACAAGCAUAGUGGUGGUUAGAAGUGGUAGGUUUAUUUUUCUUCUAUGUGUUAUUCUGCGUUAUCAUUUGAAAUUUUCUUGUUCAGAGGAAGUUGGCGAAAAUACUGCCUAAACAAGUUUCUUUUCUUCACAAAAAUCUGCAGCAUACGAAGUCGAUUAUUGCUUUCACAUUUUAUGAAACUUAUUUCAUUCAGUUCCUGUGUUUUCAAAGAACAGGUUUGUUUGAUUUUCCAGUGCUUUGAGUUUUGCAUUUUAAUUAAUUUGCCAUCACUCUGGCCAUCUAGCAACCAUCUGGUUAUCUCUACUUGUGGAGUAACUGCUGCAAGAAUGAACUGGUGUGGCGCUUGAUCCACAGACAAAUUUCGUGAAGUUCCAAUGGGGACGGAAUGCAGAAAAUGCUUGUGUGCUUGGAUUUAGGUACACUUUGGAAGAAGCCCAGGUUGUUGAAGUUAAACCGGAGCUCCCCACUGGUUGUGUCUCUUCAGCCUGUGUCUCUUAGCCUGUGAGAUAUUAAACCUUAUAAUUUUGUUUAAUUUUCUUCGUUUUGAAGGUUUGAGUCCCAACCAACGUAUGGUUUUUCUCAAUAUAGGCCAGCUUCCCUUUCACAUUUUGUACUGUGACAUCCUUGAUAUAAUAGCAGCACUGCUACUGUCAUUGGGCUUUACAUUUGUCAUUCUGUAAAUUUCAUGACAUGCUGAGUCAAUAGAAGUAAUGUUUGCUGUCUGGUGUGUUAUGCUGCACUUUGUUGGUUAAACCACAUAUAAGCCGUGCCAUAUAACAGAGCCCUGCAUGGGCAAACUGAUUGCUCACUUCUGUGACUGCUUCUGAAGAAAUGUGCAUGUUCAGCUCUGCUUUCGACAAUGAAACCAACGAAAAAGUAGCCAUCAAGAAGAUCUCGCCCUUCGAACACCAGACCUAUUGCCAGAGGACGUUGCGAGAAAUAAAAAUACUGACGCGGUUUAAACAUGAAAAUAUUAUAGACAUCAGAGACAUCAUUCGGGCACCCACAAUUGAACAAAUGAAGGAUGUCUAUAUCGUGCAGUGUCUGAUGGAGACUGACCUGUACAAGCUGCUGAAGACGCAGAAGCUGAGCAACGACCACAUUUGCUACUUCCUCUACCAGAUUUUGCGUGGCCUCAAGUACAUUCACUCUGCCAAUGUGCUGCAUCGAGACCUCAAACCCAGUAACCUGCUUCUCAACACAACGUGCGACCUCAAGAUCUGUGACUUUGGGUUGGCACGAGUGGCAGACCCCGAGCAUGACCACACGGGCUUCCUGACUGAGUAUGUGGCGACACGCUGGUACCGGGCGCCCGAGAUAAUGCUCAACUCGAAGGGCUACAGUCAGGCCAUCGACGUCUGGUCUGUGGGCUGCAUCCUGGCCGAGAUGGUCUCAAACCGGCCCUUGUUCCCUGGAAAGCACUACCUGGACCAGCUGAACCACAUCCUCGGUGUCCUUGGCUCACCUGGCCCUGACGACCUCAACUGCAUCAUCAACGAAAAGGCGCGCUCCUACCUGCAGUCAUUGCCCCACAAGGCCAAGAUACCUUGGUCCAAGCUGUAUCCAGAUGCAGACCCUAAAGCUCUGGAUCUCUUGGACAAGAUGCUGACCUUCAACCCACACCGAAGAAUAAAUGUUGAGGAGGCGCUUGCACACCCUUACCUGGAGCAGUAUUAUGACCCUGGUGAUGAGCCUGUGGCAGAUGAGCCAUUCAAGUUUGAGACGGAGCUGGAUGACCUGCCCAAGGAGCAACUCAAGUUGCUGGUCUUUGAGGAGACCAAGUUGUUCCAGGCGCGCAACGCCAGCAGGCCGGCACAGCAAGCCUCCUCCUGAGCUGAUGGUGCUGCUGCCACUUCCAUAGUGUAUGUCUGUCUCGGAGUUCCAGUGCCACACACGGGUGACCUCAUGUCCCUCGGGCAACUUGCAAGGCCCCCAGUGGCGCAAAGACGUUUUGACCCUCCCCCCUCACCCCCUGUGCUGGACUCCGUGCUGAGUAGCUGCCAAAGAAACGGCCGCUGCCAUCAUUGCUGGAUCCCAAGAACGGACUCCUCACGAUGUCUGUACUUUACGAAGGUGCCCUCCCCUCCCCACCUGCUGCCUAUCUUCCGCAAUGUUAGAGAGUCACGCGGACCAUGAAUUCUGUCCUGGCAUGGCACAUGGCUCAGGUGCUUGCCAUUGUUCACGUGUGCAGAAACCUGUUUCAGAUUGUGUGCACACGUUGCAGAGCACCCGUGUCACGUAAUACUGCACUGAGGCUGGACUCUUCUUCCAUUGCAGCUCUCUUUCGUUUCACUCCUCUUUUGUUUUUACCUUAGUUUACACCAACUCUCCCAUGUGCACGCUGUUCUUGCUUGUCCCUGUUGUGACCGCCUCCUUGUUUGCCACCACUGCUCGUCUGACCUCCCCCCCCCUUUUUCUUUGCACUGUCCUCUCUCGCUGUGUGUCAUAUACUUUUGGGAGAUGAGGCGGAUGCAGCAAUGGUCAAGCCUCUCGUUACCGGUUAUGACCCUCGUCCACCGUGCUGCAUGCUCCCUUUAAACGGGCAGCGCGGUUGUUUAAGGAGCAUAACACGACCAGGUUUUUCCAUCGGCGCCUUUGGACAUACACUCCAGCACAAUGAAAAUGCCAGUACGAUGGAGAUGGCUCGUGGGUUGCCGACUGCUGGAUACGUGUUUGUUGCAGAAGUGGCAUGGUUGCACUAUCAUAUUGUGAAUGACGUAGCAUGUAAAUAGGGCUAGCGCCUCUCGCAGAAUGUUAGCAAGACAGAGAGGCACUUGUGCGCGAAGCCAUUUGAGAUUUGAAAUGACACGGCCCCACUCUUUUCUUAAUUGCUGUUUCAGCCUCCCCUUACGACUCUUGUGUUCAAAUCCUUUUCGCAGAUACUGUAGCUGUCUUUUGCUUCCGGGGGCAGGUCAAAACGACCACCUACCUGGCAUUGGCUCAUUUUUUCGGCCAGGUGGCAAAGCUGCUGCUCACUCUUAACGUGUUCCUCGGGGCCUCCGCCACUUCUUGCGGCGCUCUCCUCCCUUCACCCCGCUGUCGGUGUUGCACGAUAUGUUGCCGAGGAUGACAGUUGGAGUUAACUUCUUCAUCUGCUUUGUUCUUCGUCGUGGUUGUCUUCUUGGCUCUGCUUUAUCGUGUGUGGCGCCCCCCUUUUUCGCUUUGCUGGGGCUUUAGGUGUGUCUUCCGUUUCGAAAAAAAGAAACCUGUCGUGCGUGUGUGUGUCUCUUCGGCUCGCAUUGUUCCAGUUAUAUUGUCUGAAUUUUGCUGGGCUUUCGAAUUUUGUCACCUGUGUUGUGAUCUAGGCUGCUUCGAAUGCGAUUUCUUUUUUUCUUUAUUCCUUGACGUGUCGAAAUGCAUGCCGUCAAUGAAAGCUGUGUCCAGUGAUAGUUGGGGAUGAUCAAAAUGCUGCGAGCAACACUUUACUGCGGAGCACAAUGCAACAGCGAAAAGGCUGUCUUCCAGGUGUUCCUUCGGAGUUCGAGACCCCAUUUUCCCUGCGGGUUUGUUAUGUGCUGUGGAGGAGACCCUUGCUCGCAGAAUUUUAACUGUCCCCUCUUUGACACGCAGAGUAGCAAUGUCCAUUUAAAAGCACACAGGUGGGUGCAGGGAAGCGAAUGAAAGCGUCUUUCCCAUCUGCAAGCAUGUAAUAUAAUUUGCACCAGCUUGCCUUGCAGGCAGUGUAGGUCCCUGAGGGGGGCAGGUAGGAUAUGCUGCUCUGUGGAUAAAACUGUAUGCACGAACAAAAAAGGUGGCAGCACCGUCUAGUCUCAUGCUGCUAGGCCGAGAAGUGCAUUCACACCAGGCUCGCUCCUUUUUUUAUGCCAUGCAGACGUGAAGUUACAUUUGGCUUGCAAGCUUCACUGAAUGGAAAAUUUUGUUUGCUUGUAUUUUUUUUUAUGUUCAUUACACAUGUGAACUUCUCUGCCCAAAAGAUUUGCUAGGAGCGCGACUUCUUUGAAGUACACUCGAACUUGAAUAUAACGAACUUCAAUAAAGCGAAUGAUCUUCUGUUGAACACAUGAAACUUAAUGACUGAUACUCACAUAAAAUAACUACCUCUGAUGAACUGGACGUUUGAUAUAUCGUAUUUGCGGUGCCCACGUUCAGUGCCAUAAAGCCACUUGCGGGCUGCGAAUUCGGUGUUUGGGGUGGUUCUCUGCAUAAGAAAAUUUUUUUAGAUUAUGGGGGGGGGGCUCCUUUCGUUCUUUUUUUUUCUUUUGCACCUUUUGUGGGGGAUGUGCUGUGCCGGCACUGUACUGACAUUGAUGGAAGUGGACUGGAGUAGGCCUAAACGAUUUCAUGCAUUGAGAAUGCCAUUCUCAGUAUUGCAGAGAAGCAGUUCAAAGCACAUGCAAAAAUUGCUGCCUACUUUGCUUGGUUUUGCUUUCAAUCAGUGAAGUCUUUCCUUGCUUUGUUUUUCCACUGGAGAUGAGAAAUUCUUUAUAAUGGACAUCUAAGAAAAGUUUAAGUUCGUUAUAUGGCAGUUUGGGUAUGUUGAAUUACGGGAUGUAUCAAGCUAUUUUUGGUGCAUGAGCCCGUUUGUUAUAGCCGGUUCGACUGUACAUCAGAUAAGCUGCGAUUUUUUUUUUUUUUUAAUCAAUGUUGAGAGCCUUUUCAUCUAUAUAAGCAUUCAGUGGCCAAACGAGUACUGCGCCACUGGCCUUUGCGUAGCAAGGAUGGACCGCUGAAAGCAGCUCGCGACAAUAAUGCUUCAUAAAAACCUGGUUGCACGAGUUUGCUCAUCAGCUUGAAAAGAAGUGGUGGUCGCAGCAGUUAACCAGAGCAGCAGGUGACGUUGAGUGCCAUUAAAAGCAUUGGAAAUCAGGUCAAGCGUACACAUUAAGGAAAGUUUGUACCCUUUGGGGCGUAUUUUGUCCCUAAACAAUAAUCCUCUUUCUUGCAUGCCUUUCAUUUAACACUGUGCCUUCAGGUCACAAACGGCAUGCGCAUUAUUGGCAUGACAUAGCAUUGUUGACAGGAAAGUAGCGUGUGUAUAGAGUUUUCAAGAAAGGAGACUCAAACAAGACACAUAAGUAAUAGAGCUUUAGCUUGUCUGGUGUUCUGUUAAACAGGUGGGAUACCGGGUGAGCCAAGGCAUAAACGCGAGUGGCCAGAGCCGUGGGGCGACAUGUUGGUGCAGAGCUCAGCCAGACAAACAGAGCUAAUAUUGCAGUAGACAAGUGCCUUCUACUUUGAUGGUGGUGUAAAUCUUUGUCAGCGACAUAAUUGUGUGCUGCGAAGUAGAACACACUUGUUUACUGCAAUAUUAGCUCUGUGUUUGUCUGGCUGAACUGGCAAGCUGCUCACAUUAACGUCUCCGCCCAACCAGCAGAACGCCCAGUCCACUUACGUUUAAUGGAAUACUGUACCCACUAAAACUCUGUUGGGACAAGAUACACCACAAAGGAUGUAAACAUUUUUCUUGAGUCUGUGCAUAUAGUUUCUUUUGUGGCUCAGUGUGUGAUAUGCUAGGCAGUGUGUACUAGUUGCCUUUUAUGUAGGCUUUAGUUGCCGAUAAUCUAGGUUUGAGAAAAUACAGUGAGAGAUGAGAAGGUUGUGACGUAGUGCAGCCUGAAGAACAGAAGCACUUCGGAGAUGUUCCGCUGUGUAUUAUAUAAGUGUGUGCGGUAGUUUGUGUUUAACGUUGACAUUUUUGUUCCGCCACCUCAGAGUGCAUGCUUUUGGACAUAUGCACAUCUCUGUACAGCACACAACUCGUGAUCCCUGUGUCGGCAAAGAACAGUGUGUGAAUGCAACCAAUGAAGCUGCACACAAAUUGUUUCAGGGAAAUUUUUUCUGCGAGUUAUUGUUUUAUUUCCCCACCCCCACCUCUGUCUUUCCUUUCUUUCGCCUGUUGUUUCUUGUUUCUGUAAAAAAAAAAGAAAAGCCUACUGUGCGAAGUUUAAUGGGAUGCAAGGAAGGAACGAAACUUCGAAAUAUCAUUCAUUGUAAAUGCAAACGAACAGAAUACUAUAUUUAUUGAGUUUUUUUUUAGAUCCUGCUGUUGUAGAUUUUUGAAUAAAUACUUCAUUUCCUUCCUGCAA
Dermacentor andersoni is the source of this 8117-nucleotide messenger RNA. It is a transcript of the gene rl, whose product is annotated as Mitogen-activated protein kinase rl. Gene Ontology annotation, biological process: protein phosphorylation. Gene Ontology annotation, molecular function: MAP kinase activity; ATP binding. The record is from RefSeq and is a predicted model, not a curated record. NCBI's taxonomy places the organism in Eukaryota, Metazoa, Arthropoda, Arachnida, Ixodida, Ixodidae.